Messenger RNA from Penicillium brevicompactum, 1734 nucleotides. Its product is annotated as hydrogen/calcium exchanger domain-containing protein. Gene Ontology annotation, biological process: calcium ion transmembrane transport; intracellular calcium ion homeostasis. The record is from RefSeq and is a predicted model, not a curated record. Gene Ontology annotation, molecular function: calcium:proton antiporter activity. The coding region runs from base 1 to 1734 and encodes 577 amino acids. The transcript has 10 exons. Gene Ontology annotation, cellular component: fungal-type vacuole membrane. NCBI's taxonomy places the organism in Eukaryota, Fungi, Ascomycota, Eurotiomycetes, Eurotiales, Aspergillaceae.
AUGCGUAAGUUCGACUUGCCAGUCCACCUUUUGUUCGCGAUGCUGAUAGCCACAGAUAUCUACCGCCGCCAGGCCCGCAAUCUAGCCUGGUACGACGAAGAAGGCGAAGCCUCCUCGCACAAUCCUUUCAAGAAGUUCCGUCGCCAACGACACCCUCACCGCACCAACUCCAUGCAACUGGAAAGUGGUCUUCACCACACCCGCAGCCUGGGAGAUCUAUCAGAAGACCGCCGCCGACGCCAUGACAUGAACGAUGGUCUCACUGGACCGGAAUACUCUGGUAGUUUCCCUCCUGAGUCGGCUGGAAGCGACCUAGGAACCCCCCAUAUAAAUCGAUCUCCACCAGAACCCUCUGUGGAGAGCCAUGAUCCCAUCAAUGUCUCGCGUGGGAUUGAGGAAUCCUCUGAGUCCGGGCUCCCACGCCAGCGCAAGGGUGGAUUUUUGGGCAAGUUCAGCCACGGCGAUGACAGCUCCGAGGAGGAUAAGAAAUCGCUUUCUGAAGCGCAGAAGUUCACAUUCGCUUCCCAGUUGAGAGCCACUGUCUUGAAUUCGUGGAUCAACGUUCUUUUAAUCGCUGCGCCAGUUGGAAUCGCUUUGUACGCUGUGGAUGCUAACCCAAUUGCGGUUUUUGUUGUCAACUUCAUCGCCAUCAUUCCCCUGGCUGCUAUGCUCAGUUUUGCAACUGAGGAAAUUGCCCUCCGCACGGGUGAGACUAUUGGUGGUCUGCUUAAUGCGUCGUUCGGUAAUGCUGUUGAGCUGAUUGUUGCAAUCAUUGCUCUGGUCAAGCACAAGACACUCAUUGUACAGACCUCCCUCAUCGGCAGUAUGUUGUCCAACUUGUUGCUGGUGAUGGGUAUGUGCUUCUUCUUCGGUGGAAUCGAUCGCAUGGAGCAGCACUUCAACGUGACAGUCGCUCAGACUGCUGCGAGUAUGCUGGCAUUGGCUGUGAGCAGUUUGAUUAUUCCUACCGCCUACCACAGGUGGUCUGACACCAGCACCAGUGACGGAACUGCUGCUUUGUCCCGAGGAACCAGUGUUCUUCUCCUAAUCGUCUACGGCUGCUACCUCUUCUUCCAACUCAAAUCACACGCCGACAUGUACAACCGUCCUAGCCCUAAGGUCGAACGGAGACGCGCCCGUGUCAGCGAAGGUGACGCCAGCCGAGGAAUCGCCCAGAUCGGCAAAAUGACGGCCGCCCCAUUGGUCGGCCAAAGCCCAGACCACAUGCAAAUGGAAGAUGCGGAGGACGAGGCGGAGGUGCCACAGCUCUCCAUCACGACUGCAUUGCUUACGCUGCUCAUCUCGACUGCGUUCGUGGCUGCAUGCGCCGAGUUCAUGGUUGAUUCUAUCGAUGCUCUCACUGCUACCGGUAACAUUGGCGAGACUUUUGUGGGUUUGAUUCUUCUGCCUAUUGUUGGUAAUGCCGCUGAGCACGCGACCGCCGUGACGGUCGCUUGUAAGGAUAAGAUGGAUCUCGCUAUUGGUGUUGCUGUUGGCUCCAGUAUGCAGAUUGCGCUGCUUGUUUUGCCGCUGAUUAUUGUUCUUGGGUGGAUCAUUGGUGUGGAUGACAUGACUCUCAACUUCGAUGGCUUCCAGGUCAUUGUGCUUUUCAUGUCUGUUCUUUUGGUGAACUACCUCAUUGGUGACGGUAAGUCACACUGGCUUGAGGGUGUGCUGUUGAUGAUGAUGUAUUUGAUCAUCGCUAUUGCGGCUUGGUAUGUGUUCUUCAUUUAA